AAAACGAUUGUUUUUAUAUCUGUCUGCCUAAAACCGCAAAUCGACCUAGCGCAGACAAUUAAAUGUCGACCAAUUCUACCGUUCUGAAAAUGUGAUGGAUUAUAACGGUUUGCUCCCGGAAGAGCAGGUUCAAAUGCAUAAUCGAGGUAGAUAAGAGUCGCGGAUAAACAAGGGGUAGGGGUAGUACGCGAGCGGAGAGCACUUGCAGAAGACAAAGGUAAAUGUGCUGCGAACUAUGUGAUGAAUUAACAGUCCAGAAGAGCAGCUGGGAGUGUGGAGGCACAGUUUGGGUCAAAAUAACUAGAGAGAUUGGCUUUUAAAAUACGACCAGAGCGACAUGCUUUCUCUGUUUCUCUCAGUGGAAUCCACAAAUGAACUAUCGGCGGUCGGAAAGCAUAAAAACCCUAAUAUGACGAUGCCCUGAAAUGGUAAUGACAGUCAGUCGUUAGGAUAAGCUAAACCUUAAUGCUAGAGAUAUAUAUGCUAUUCGUUGAUAGAAGCAGACAACUUAACACAAAGGAGAGAUUCGUUUCAAAGCACAUUAUCAGGAAACGGUGAUGGUUUGACAGGCUACAUCUGAGAUGUUUGAAGGGACAUGCAUUUGAUUCUUUGCGCUUCAAGUCAGACAUCGAACUCAAGCCACGAACGCUGGCACUGAACUCUACAACGAAACGCACAAACCACUGUAGAGAUUGAGUGGCUUUUCCCACAUUUUUCUCAUGCUAAGUGUGUAUACUUGAAGACUUCACAUGUUGAUGGAAGAGACUGACAUAGAUCUAACGACGCUAUAGUUUCAACGAAAGCACUCAACGAAUUGGCUGUCCAUUCACUUCAGCACUUCAGCAUAGAGCGUUCUACUCGGCUUCCUUCAGAACCUCAGCACAGAGCGUUCUACUAGGCUUCCUUCAACACCUCAGCACAGAGCGUUCUACUAGGCUUCCUUCAACACCUCAGCACAGAGCGUUCUACUAGGCUUCCUUCAACACCUCAGCACAGAGCGUUCUACUAGGCUUCCUUCAGCACCUCAGCACAGACCAUUCUACUAGGCUUCCUUCAGCACAGAGCGUUCUACUAGGCUUCCUUCAGCACCUCAGCACAGACCAUUCUACUAGGCUUUCUUCAGCACAGAGCGUUCUACUAGGCUUCCCUCAGCACAGAGCAUUCUACUAGGCUUCCCUCAGCACAGAGCAUUCUACUAGGCUUCCUUCAGCACAGAGCGUUCUACUAGGCUUCCUUCAGGACUACGGACAGCUACCAAAAUGACACGGCUGCGCAAGAAAGCUUUCAUUGCACUUUUCUUAUUCACCCUCUUCAUCUUCGGGACCAUGAUGGGCCUCAGGACACUGAAACCCAGCGAUGGCUUCUCAGACCUGGCCCCGGGAAUGGGAGAGUUUGUGGGGGAAAGAGGAGGCGACCGGCGACGGCCAGUUUCGAACGACAUGGUAGUUUCCCCUGGUCAGCCCCAUCUAGCCAGCGACACCAAAGUCGUCUUCACAAAAUCCGACCGUGACUACAGUAUAUUCUACGAUGUACAAAUCUUCUAUUACCUAUGGUACGGCAACCCACAGAUGGACGGUAAAUAUAUUCACUGGGACCAUGUUCUAGUACCGCACUGGGACCCUAAGAUCGCCGCCAGCCACGCCAAAGGAAGACACACUCCUCCGGAGGACAUAGCGUCGAGUUUCUACCCGGAGCUAGGACCAUACAGUUCCAGAGACCCCACCGUGCUGGAGUCACACAUGUCGCAGAUUGAAGCGGCUGCAGCAGGGGUACUGGUUCUGUCUUGGUACCCGCCUGGCAUUGCAGACAACCAUGGUGAGCCAUGUGAAGACCUGGUGCCUGCUGUCAUGGACGCUGCCCACAGACACAGCAUCAAGGUGGCGUUCCACAUCCAGCCGUACAAGGGACGGACUGACCUCAGCAUGUACGAUAACAUCAAAUACAUCAUUGACAAGUAUGGGAACCAUGGCGCCUUCUACCGCUUCAGGUCGACCACGGGGCGGAUCCUUCCUCUGUUCUAUGUCUACGACUCCUACCUGACCCCGCCUGAGGCCUGGGCCGACCUGCUCCACCCCGCCGGCGCCCACACCCUCCGCGGCACGCCCUACGACGGCGUCUUCCUCGCCCUGGUCGUAGAGGAACGCCACAAACACGACAUCCUGGCCGGUGGCUUCGACGGCAUGUAUACGUACUUCGCCUCCAACGGCUUCUCCUUUGGCUCCUCUCACCAGAACUGGAAGGCGGUCAAGGACUUCUGUGACGGUAAUAACCUGCUGUUUGUGCCCAGCGCCGGGCCGGGAUACGUCGACACGGCAGUGAGGCCAUGGAACAACCACAACACGAGGAACAGGGUCAACGGACGCUAUUAUGAGACCAGCCUACAGGCUGCGCUGUCGGUGCGGCCGGAGAUCGUGACCAUCACGUCGUUCAACGAGUGGCACGAGGGGACACAGAUUGAGAAGGCGGUGCCCAGGAAGACGGUGACGCGGCUGUAUCUGGACUACCAGCCCCACCGGUCAGACCUAUACCUGGAACUCACCAGGAAGUGGGCCGAAAACUUCAACAAGGAGAAAGAGAAGUGGCUCAUGUAGAGGACAGGGUCGAUGGGAAUAAUACCUUUUGGAUGUGACUGGAGCGAGUAAAACUGAGGAGCUUUUCACAUUUCUGAGCUGAGCCGAACCAAGCCAAGCUGUACUGAGCUGUCCUGGUUAGUGGUUACUAUCAACCAUAGUCGCUGGAACCUGCUGAAACAUUUUUAAAAAUUGAAAGAAAAUAGCACAGCCAACACAGUUUGGUUCAGCAUGGUAGUGAGAAAAGGGUUUGGAGUGGCCUCAUUGCUGGGUAUUUUGGGUCCUUGUGAAUAUAAACCAUAUUUAUUUUGACAGUGAAGCAAAAAAAUUGUCAAUUUGGCCCCAUACUCCAGCAUUUUGGAUUUGAGAUUUGUUUUUAAUAUGAGGCGACAGUACAGCAUGUCACCUUUUAUUUGAGUGUAUUGGGGCGGCAGGGUGGUUAGAGCGUUGGACUAGUAACCGGAAGGUUGUGAGUUCAAACCCCCGAGCUGACAAGGUACAAAUCUGUCGUUCUGCCCCUGAACAGGCAGUUAACCCACUGUUCCUAGGCCGUCAUUGAAAAUAAGAAUGUGUUCUUAACUGACUUGCCUGGUUAAAUAAAGGUUAAAAAAAAUGAAAAUAAAUAUCUGUUUUACCAUUUAGAAAUGAAAACCUUAAUGUAUCUAGUCCCCUCCCCAUUCAAAUGUUUUUUUUCCCUCUCAUAGGUAUUUGGACAAUUGAACUUAUAGCAUAUUAAACUUUUCAAAAGUUUAGUAUUUGGUCCCAUAUUCAAAGCACGCAAUGACUACGUCAAGCUUGUGACUCUAUAAACUUGUUGGAUGCAUUUGCAGUUUGUUUUGGUUGUGUUACAGAUUAUGAAUGGUGAAUAAUGUACUGGAGUCACUUUUAUUGUAAAUAAGAAUAGAUGUUUCUGAACACUUCUACAUUAAUGUGGAUGCUGCCAUGAUUAUGGAUAGUAAUGAAUAUAUCCUGAAUAAUGACGAGUGAGAAAGUUACAGAGGAACAAAGAUCAUACCCACCCCAAAAAUGCUAACCUCCCCUGUUAUUGGUAAUGGUGAGAGCUUAGCAUAAAUAUAUUUUUUGGGGGUAUACACUUUUGACUACUUUAAUACACUAUAAGUGAAUUUGUCCAAAUACUUAUAAGAAUAUUUUUUUUACUCAAAUGGGGGGACUACAUACAGAAGUGUUUUAUUUCUGAACUGUAAAACAGAUACGUAUGAAAAUGCCCUCAAAUAAAAGGUGACAUUCCGUAGUCGCCUCACAUGAAACAUUUGAUCUCAAUUCCAAAAUGCUGGAGUAUAGAGCCAAAUGUACACAUUUUAUCUUCACUGUUCAAAUAAAUACAAGUAGCAUAUGCUUUUCAGUGGAGCAAGUGGGACUGAGACUGCUCACACCAUUGAUUUAGCAACAAUUUCACCUGGCCUAUCAGAGGGCAAGAUGAAGGUUGCUUACACCAAUCCAAUCCUCUCAGAUCUGCAGAAGCAUCUAGGGGGAGGGGGCUAGGGGUUGGUUUGGGAUUCAGGGGUACACUCAUGAUUGAACCGGUCUCUGUUUUCGUCAACUCUUUUGUUCUUCUCUCAAAUUAACUUUUCCAUUUAUGUGAAUUUCAUCCCGAUGCCUGUUUUUAUUUUACAUCUGAAUACACAACACAAAUACUUUUGUACAAAGUUUCAUUGGUUGGUUUGAGUCAACUUAUGUUAGUGCCAAGAAAUAGCCUGUUUUGAGUGACUUAAGUCUAUUCCUUUCAGAUGAGUUCUGUUGUGAUGAUCGCCACAGUAAUGAUAUAGCCACUGAGGUUUAUGUAGUGUGGGUGAGCUUGGAGACAUUCUGACAUUGAGGACUUAUUCUUUCCUGUAAUACUUUUAAAUGGUGAAAAAUAAAUGUAUUGUCUGGUUA
Molecule: messenger RNA, 4466 nt
Organism: Oncorhynchus masou masou (cherry salmon)
Lineage: Eukaryota; Metazoa; Chordata; Actinopteri; Salmoniformes; Salmonidae
Product: glycoprotein endo-alpha-1,2-mannosidase-like protein
Exons: 4
Coding region: 1260-2591 (443 amino acids)
Cellular component (GO): Golgi apparatus
Molecular function (GO): alpha-mannosidase activity
Source: RefSeq, a predicted model, not a curated record